Ahaetulla prasina is the source of this 4223-nucleotide messenger RNA. Its product is annotated as zinc finger protein 91-like. Gene Ontology annotation, biological process: regulation of DNA-templated transcription. The record is from RefSeq and is a predicted model, not a curated record. NCBI's taxonomy places the organism in Eukaryota, Metazoa, Chordata, Lepidosauria, Squamata, Colubridae.
CAUCCAGACGUGUCCCAGAUACAGAAACUGGAAGCCAUUUGUGGUCUUUCCAAGGCAAGCUUUUCUCUUGGGGGAGAAAAAAAGAGCGGAAUCGCUUGCAGGGAUCAGUCUUGCGGCCCUAGAAAUGGUCCCUUGAAGGAAAAGACAUCUGGAGACCCACCAGAGUCCCUGGAGCCAUUUGGAGUUGCUCUGCAGGAGAGAGAAAGGAUGGAGACACAACCUUUGGGAAAGGAGGGAGCCGGAAAAGGCCCUUCAACUGCACAGCCUGGGAAGGGAGAGAAGCUCUGGACAAGAACCGGGCAGAAGAUCCUGGAGGAGGAAACCAUCCUCUCCUCAGAAGUUCAGCCCUGGAAUCUCAUCCAAUACCGGGAGGCUGAAGGUCCCCGAGGACUUUGCAGCCGACUCCAUGACUUUUGCAGGCGAUGGCUGAGACCAGAAAAGCACACCAAAGCCCAGAUGCUGGACCUGGUGGUUCUGGAGCAGCUCCUGGCUCUCCUGCCCCCAGAGAUGGAGGGCUGGGUGCGGGAGUGUGGAGCAGAGACCAGCUCCCAAGCGGUGGCCCUGGCAGAAGGCUUCCUCGUGAGCCAGGUGGAAGAGGAGAAGGAGCAGGUCCAGUUGCAGUGCUGCACUGUGGAGAUCAGAGAUCCCGAGGGAAGGAAGAACCCAUCAAAUCCCCCUCAGGAGCUAUUUUUCAGGAGGAUCCCUUGGGAAGAUCCAACUUGGGUCACCACAAGAGAGAAAGAAAGGACGAAGCUUUCUAGUUUUUAUGAUGGAGAUCAAACAGUGGUUGAACCUCCAAAUCAAGUAAGAAAAGAAAAAGAUAUUAGAUUUCUAUUCUCCCUUCAGGAAGUGGAUCCGGAGAGUCUUGUGUCCUUCGAGGAGGUGGCUGUGUCUUUCUCUGAGGAGGAAUGGUCUCAGCUGGAUCCUGACCAGAAAGCGCUGCAUUCGGAAGUUAUGCUUGAAAACCAUAGGAACGUGGUCUCUCUGGGUAAUAAUGGGCAGGAGAAUCAAGAGUCCUGUCAACUCUUCCAAGUGAUCAGUGCUAAAGAUGGAAGGGAGAAGUUUGGAAUUCGAAAGGAAUUCGAAAGCAAUGAGAGAAACCAGUCAAAGAAUUGGGAUCAGGAAAGCUCAUCUUCCACUGAUGCUCCGAUGCAAGACUUUCUUGCCCAACAAGAGAAAAUAAGGAAAAAAUAUACUGGGAAAAGUGUGAAGCUAAUCAAAGCUAAAGUACAAGUAAAUGAACACUAUUUAACGCAAAACAAAGGAGAAGAUGCUACAAGAAGACACAAGAGACAAAAUUGCAAUAGGAAAUUCAUUCUUUCUCUUGGAAAUAAGUUCCUUACAUCUCAAAAAGUGAUUGACACAAAAGAGAAGCCUUAUAAAUGUUUGGAAUGUGGAAAAUGUUUUAGAACAAGCAGGCAAUUUACUAUCCAUAAAAGGAUUCACACAGGGGAGAAACCGUAUAAAUGUACGGAGUGUGGAAAGACCUUUUCUCAAAGAGCUAAUCUUUUUUCCCAUAAGAUGAUCCACACUGGGGAGAAGCCAUAUAAAUGCCUGGAGUGUGGAAAGAUGUUUACUCAGAGCAGUGGACUUAGAAGCCACAAAAAGAUCCACUCAGGGGAGAAACAAUAUAAAUGCAUGGAGUGUGGAAAGACCUUUUCUCAAAGAGGUAAUCUUAUUUCUCACAAAAGGAUCCACACAGGGGAGAAGCCGUAUAAAUGCAUGGAGUGUGGAAAGACCUUUGCUCAAAAAGGUAAUCUUAUUUCCCAUAAGAUGACCCACACAGGGGAGAAGCCGUAUAAAUGCAUGGAGUGUGGAAAGACGUUUUCUCAGAGCAGUGGACUUAGCAGCCAUAAAACGAUCCACUCAGGAGAAAAACCAUAUAAAUGUCUGGAAUGUGGAAAAUGUUUUACAACAAACAGGCAACUUACUAUCCAUAAAAGGAUCCACACAGGGGAGGAACCGUAUAAAUGCAUGGAGGGUGGAAAGACCUUUGCUCAAAGAGGUCAUCUUAUUUCUCAUAAAAGAAUCCAUACAGGAGAGAAACCAUAUAAAUGCAUGGAAUGUGGAAAGACCUUUACUCAAAGAUGUAAUCUUAUUUCUCAUAAAAUGAUCCACACAGGGGAGAAACCGUAUAAAUGCAUUGAGUGUGGAAAGACCUUUGCACGAAAAGGUAAUUUUAUUUCUCAUAAAAGGAUCCACACAGGGGAGAAACCGUAUAAAUGCAUGGAGUGUGGAAAGACUUUUGCUCGAAUAGGUCAUCUUAUUUCUCAUAAAAGGAUCCACACAGGGGAGAAGCCUUACAAAUGCACGGAGUGUGGAAAGACGUUUAUUGAUGGCAGUGGACUUAGAAGGCACAAAAAGAUCCACUCGGGAGAAAAGCCAUUUAAAUGCACGGAAUGUGGAAAGACCUUUGCUCAUAGAUGUAAUCUUAUUACUCAUAAAAGAAUCCAUACAGGGGAGAAGCCAUAUAAAUGCAUGGAGUGUGGAAAGACCUUUGCUCAAAGUAGCAAUCUUAUUCCCCAUAAGAUGAUCCACACGGGAAAAAACCCUUAUAAAUGUUUGGAAUGUGGAAAAUGUUUUAGAACAAGCUGGCAGCUUACUUCCCAUAAGAUGAUUCACACAGGGGAGAAACCAUAUAAAUGCACGGAAUGUGGAAAGACCUUUGCUCAAAGAGGUAAUCUUUAUUCCCACAAAAGGAUCCACACAGGGGAGAAGCCGUAUAAAUGCAUGGAUUGUGGAAAGACCUUUGCUCAAAAACGUAAUCUUAUUUCUCAUAAGAUGAUCCACACAGGGGAGAAGCCGUACAAAUGCAUGGAGUGUGGAAAGACCUUUGCUCAUAGCAGUACACUUACUUCUCAUAAGAUGAUCCACACAGGGGAGAAGCCAUAUAAAUGCAUGGAGUGUGGAAAGACCUUUGCUCAAAGAAGUAAUCUUAUUUCUCAUAAGAUGAUCCACACAGGGGAGAAGCCAUACAAAUGCAUGGAGUGUGGAAAGACGUUUACUGAUGGCAGUAGACUUAGAAGCCACAAAAAGAUCCACUCAGGAGAGAAACCAUUUAAAUGCAUGGAUUGUGGAAAGACAUUUACUCAGAGCAGUGGACUUAGAAGGCACAAAAUGUUCCACACAGGGGAGAAGCCGUAUAAAUGUUUGGAAUGUGGAAGAUGUUUUAGAACAAGCUGGGAUCUUACUUCCCAUAAGAUGAUCCACACAGGGGAGAAGCCAUAUAAAUGCAUGGAGUGUGGAAAGACCUUUGCUCAAAGAAAUAAUCUUAUUUCUCAUAAGAUGAUCCACACAGGGGAGAAGCCGUACAAAUGCAUGGAGUGUGGAAAGACGUUUACUAAUGGCAGUGGACUUAGAAGCCACAAAAAGAUCCACUCAGGAGAGAAACCAUUUAAAUGCAUGGAGUGUGGAAAGACAUUUACUCAGAGCAGUGGACUUAGAAGGCACAAAAUGCUCCACACAGGGGAGAAGCCGUAUAAAUGUUUGGAAUGUGAAAAAUGUUUUAAAACAAGCUGGGAUCUUAUUUCCCAUAAGAUGAUCCACACAGGGGAGAAACCAUAUAAAUGCAUGGAAUGUGGAAAGACCUUUAAUCAAAGAGGUAAUCUUACUUCCCAUCAGAUGAUCCACACAGGGGAGAAACCAUAUAAAUGCCUGGAGUGUGGAAAGACCUUUGCUGAAAAACAUAAUCUUAUUUCUCAUAAGAUGCUCCACACAGGGGAGAAGCCAUAUAAAUGCAUGGAGUGUGGAAAGACCUUUGCUCAUAGAAGUAAUCUUAUUUCUCAUAAGAUUCUCCACACAGGGGAGAAGCCGUACAAAUGCAUGGAGUGUGGAAAGACAUUUACUCAGAGCAAUGGACUUAGAAGCCACAAAAAGAUCCACUCAGGAGAAAAGCCAUUUAAAUGCACGGAAUGUGGAAAGACCUUUGCUCAUAGAUGUAAUCUUAUUACUCAUAAAAGAAUCCAUACAGGGGAGAAGCCAUAUAAAUGCAUGGAGUGUGGAAAGACCUUUGCUCAAAGUAGCAAUCUUAUUCCCCAUAAGAUGAUCCACACGGGAAAAACGUAUAAAUGCAUGGAAUGUGGAAGGAGGUUUGCUCAGAAUGGUCAUCUUACCUCUCAUAAAAGGAUCCACGCUCGGAAAAAACUGUAUAGCCAUAGCAAUUCUACUUAGACUUCUUUACCAUUCCAGAAUGCUUUAACACACACUCUGAGCAGUUUACACAG